Messenger RNA from Neurospora tetraspora, 398 nucleotides. RefSeq lists its product as uncharacterized. Bases 88 to 291 code for a protein of 67 amino acids. NCBI's taxonomy places the organism in Eukaryota, Fungi, Ascomycota, Sordariomycetes, Sordariales, Sordariaceae. The record is from RefSeq and is a predicted model, not a curated record. The transcript has a single exon.
CCGGAUUCUUGUACCGAGACGGUAUAUGGUGUGCAUGCAUUGGAUGUUCAUCUAGGUGGAGUAAAAGUGCAUCUAAGCCAUGUUUGCAUGCGGGUAAGACCAAUAACCGGUUUAGCGUGGGAGACUUUGGCGCCAAGGGUUUUUGCUAGCCAUUCAAAGUCGCUCCCGCGGUACGAAUUAAUGGUCGUGUACGAAUUAAUGGCCCUGACUAGGGGGUUUCCUCCUAGUCAGACGGUCGAUUUUGUAGACCUGACGAGUAUUCCUUCCGUCCCUUGUAGUUGUUAUGCUUAGGUAUUCCAACCUACACCCGCACCCUCGAUGACCCGGUUCCAUAAAGGAUAAUAAGACCUCUGCAAAGACAACUUGACAUCAUCUAUCUCCUUACCUUAUGCCCAUCU